AUGCUCGCGAGGAACUCGGACUUGGACGGCGUAAUCCGCAGUGUGCGAGAAGUGGAGGACAAGUUCAACAAAAAGUUCAACUACCCAUGGGUGUUUUUGAAUGAGGAGCCGUUCUCGGAUGAGUUCAAGAGACGAGUGGGCAACCUCAUUGGCGCUGCCGUUCAUUUCGGUCAGAUCCCACAGGAGCACUGGCAUCAGCCAAACUGGAUAGAUGAAACAAGAGCUACCAACGCGCGGAACAAGAUGGUCGAAGAUAACAUCAUCUAUGGAGGCAGUGUCUCAUACCGCAACAUGUGCCGCUUUAACUCCGGUUUCUUCUAUCGUCACGAACUACUCCAGCAGUACCGCUACUAUUGGCGCGUCGAGCCAGAUGUUCAUUUUCAUUGCGAUGUGAACUUCGACCCAUUCUUAUACAUGCAAAGCAACAACAAAACUUAUGGCUUUACGAUCACAAUGUACGAAUUCGAGGCCACAAUUUCCACACUAUGGGCAACCGUCAAGGAAUUUAUCUAUCAACAUCCACAAUACCUAUCCCCCGACAACGCAAUGAGUUUCGUGUCUGACAACCACGGUAACAGUUACAACCUAUGUCAUUUCUGGAGUAACUUCGAGAUCGCCGACAUGGACUUCUGGCGAGGAGAGGCAUACACUAAGUUCUUCGAGUUUCUGGAUUCCAAGGGUGGAUUCUACUACGAGCGGUGGGGCGAUGCCCCAGUACACUCGAUCGCCGUGGCUCUGUUCGCGCACAAAGACCAGCUCCACUUCUUCCGAGAGAUCGGAUACGAACACAGCCCGUACACGCACUGUCCGAAGGAGAAGGACCUCUGGCAACGAGGGCGAUGCACGUGUGAUCCAGGCAAAAGUUUCGAUUACGACGGCUACUCGUGCUUGAGCAAGUGGGACGGGUUUAUGGGCGCAUAA
Messenger RNA from Heterobasidion irregulare TC 32-1, 921 nucleotides. Its product is annotated as glycosyltransferase family 15 protein. Gene Ontology annotation, biological process: cell wall mannoprotein biosynthetic process; protein N-linked glycosylation. Gene Ontology annotation, molecular function: alpha-1,2-mannosyltransferase activity. The transcript is spliced from 10 exons. The record is from RefSeq and is a predicted model, not a curated record. Gene Ontology annotation, cellular component: Golgi apparatus; membrane. NCBI's taxonomy places the organism in Eukaryota, Fungi, Basidiomycota, Agaricomycetes, Russulales, Bondarzewiaceae. The coding region runs from base 1 to 921 and encodes 306 amino acids.